Messenger RNA from Pezoporus flaviventris, 369 nucleotides. Its product is annotated as sodium-coupled neutral amino acid transporter 7-like. The record is from RefSeq and is a predicted model, not a curated record. NCBI's taxonomy places the organism in Eukaryota, Metazoa, Chordata, Aves, Psittaciformes, Psittacidae. Gene Ontology annotation, molecular function: L-alanine transmembrane transporter activity; L-histidine transmembrane transporter activity; L-methionine transmembrane transporter activity. Gene Ontology annotation, biological process: amino acid transmembrane transport.
AUGAAGCUACCCCGAGGUGUCUGUGGCUUCCUGACCUUUGGAGUUGGUGUGGAACAGGAUGUCUUGAUGUCCUACCCCUCCAAUGACAUCCCCAUUGCCCUUGCCCAGGCCUUAAUCAGCUGUGUGCUGACAUCCUACCCCAUCUUGCACUUCUGUGGCCGGAGUUUUAUUCUACUGACUUUUGGUGACACCAGGGUGACAGUGGAGGAGGACGUGGUUCGGGAGCAGAGGAGGUGCCUGCUUCAGACCAUCAUCUGGUUCCUCCUGAUACUCCUCCUGGCUUUCUUCAUCUCUGACAUUGGCAAAGUCAUCUCUGUCACUGGGGGCUUGGCUGACUGCUUCAUCUUCAUCUUUCCAGGUAGACAGUAG